Messenger RNA from Leptinotarsa decemlineata (Colorado potato beetle), 1757 nucleotides. RefSeq lists its product as uncharacterized. Gene Ontology annotation, molecular function: protein binding. Lineage: Eukaryota; Metazoa; Arthropoda; Insecta; Coleoptera; Chrysomelidae. The record is from RefSeq and is a predicted model, not a curated record.
AUUUCAGGAAGUCCCUACUCAGACUUGAACAAGUGGAUACCGAUUUACCGCGAGAUAUUUUCCAAAUAUAAAUAGACUGGGUGUUAUUAUUGUACCUUCUUACUAGUUUGACGCAAAUACGAUUAGGUGCAGUUGCUGAUUUUCAGUAAAGGUUCAUAUGUUAAAAUUUUUUGCUGUUUAGUAGCAGUGGUGAAACACAAUUUGAAGCACGAAAGAUGCCAACGGAAUGCAUUACCAACCCUCUGCAGAGGGAAUUGGCCGAUUCGAUUAUAAGGAUGGUUCCUCUAGACGAAAUAAGAAUUCUCCUGGCAUGUGGAGCUAAGGUUAACGAACCUGUUACUCAAGGACUAAUGCCACUGCACUAUGCAGUUUGGCAAAGGUACUACGAGGCAACUCAGCUGUUAUUGACAAGAGGUGGUGAUGUUAAUGCAACAGACGAAUGUGGUUACAGUCCUCUUCAUUUAUCUGCUGAGCAUGGAUACACAGAAGUAGUUCGCCUUCUACUAGCAUCCGGAGCUAAAGUUGAUUACAGACCCAAUACGGAUGAAGACUUUCCUCGGACUACUCAAUGUGACGAACCCCUCAGAUUGGCUAUCCGUAACAAACAUAUGGAUAUCGCCAAAAUGCUGCUCGAACACGGGGCCGACCCGAAUAAAAGGUACUUCUUUGGGGCCGAAAUUAAUCUAGUGACGGAUCUGGAAUUUCUGGAACUGCUGUUGACGUUUGGGGCCCAUCCUGAUAGUAGGGAUAGAUCCGGACUGACUCCAUUGAUGAAGGCUGUUAGGCAACCGCAGGGAAUGGAAGCUGUGCUACUUUUAUUGAAAUAUGGCGCAGAUGUUAAUGCAAUCGCCGACGAGAGACAUGAUUACAGAACGGUUCUGCACUACGCUGUUUUAUCCGGAAAAUACGAAAUAGUGAAUCUGAUGAUAAAACAAGGAGCAAAACUGAAUUACGAUGAAGAAUAUGACAUUGGAAAACCCAGUCCUUUGGAUUUGGCCAUACUCAAAGGAGAUCCGCAAAUAGUUGACCUGCUUAUUCGAUCUGGUGCCAAUGUUAAUUGCAGUUCACCCAUAAUAGGAUCACCUUUACACGUAGCAUGUGCGGAUAAUAUACCCAGUAGAUUUGAUAUAAUCACGAUGCUCCUCAAAGCCGGUGCAGAUCCAAACUUGAAGGUUUAUAGUGACGAAUUCGAUAGAAAUUCUCAAUUAAGGCCUGUGUUGGUGGAAUAUUUAGCCAGCAAUGAGAAUCCCAGCAUAGCUGUAGUUCAUUUGUUACUUCAGUAUGGAGCAAAGGUUGUAAUGAAAACUCAGUUCAGGGAUCCAGACGGCAUGCUCAAUUCUCUACAAAAUGUGAUAUCUGGAAACUGCGACGCCAUUUUCUUUCUCUUGACGGAGGCUUGCGAAUCCUUCGAUCCAUGCAUGAUAAGAAGAAAUAACGUGCUAUCCCCGGAACAAAAAACAACUCUUUUAGAACUUGCUAAGUAUCCCCUGUCGCUGAAAAGGCAGGUUAGAUUAUUUCUGAGGGCGUUAUUACGGACUAAACUGAUGGAAGCUGUUGAAGAUUUUGAUAUGCCAAAGUGUUUGGAAAAAUAUCUGCUGUUCGACUAUAGUUGAAUUGAAAAGCUCAUCGAUUCUUCUGGUGAUAUUUCUGAAAUAACUGGCCACUAUUUUCACAUUUUCUCAGUUGAGUUGUCCUGUCACAAAGUUUGAAUUAAUACCAACAUUUAACCAUACAAUAUAUACUCGUAUACUAACCUA